Messenger RNA from Drosophila takahashii, 1402 nucleotides. Its product is annotated as hydroxysteroid dehydrogenase-like protein 1. Lineage: Eukaryota; Metazoa; Arthropoda; Insecta; Diptera; Drosophilidae. Gene Ontology annotation, molecular function: oxidoreductase activity. Gene Ontology annotation, cellular component: endoplasmic reticulum. The record is from RefSeq and is a predicted model, not a curated record.
UCAGUUUCAGUGCGUGAUUGGCGCUCAGACCUGCAACUUGUUGCUCCGGGAAAAAAGUCAGACAGACAGCUCGAUAGUGCUAAAGUCGGGCGAUUAAAAAUCGGUACCAUAGUAAUUCUCAACGAAACAAUAAAUAAUCGGCACGGGCGUGUAGUGAUAAGCAUAAGUUCCACAACCGAUUUACUUGUAUUUGCUCUUAUCACCGACCGAAAGUCGGCCUAUGGGACUGACUAUAUAAACAGAAACUCUCUUAACCAUGCAGCCAGUUCUGGAAGUGAGCAUUUACACGCUGCUGAGGAUGGCGUUUAUUUGGCAGCUGAUCUCCGCAGCCAUCUAUAUAGUGGGAUCGCUCACCAUAGCCGCAUUCCUGUACGACAACCUGAAGUCCUUGAUCAGCAUCAUCAAGGCUGUUCUGGAACCCUUCUUCCAGCCACAAUUGCCAAAGACUUUGGUGGAGAAAUUUGGACAGUGGGCAGUGGUAACUGGUGCCACCGAUGGCAUUGGAAAGGAAUAUGCCAGGGAGCUCGCUCGUCAGGGCCUCAACUUGGUGCUCAUCUCGCGGACUAAGGAGAAGCUGAUUGCCGUCACCAAUGAGAUUGAGAGCCAGUAUAAGGUAAAGACCAAGUGGAUUGCUGUGGAUUUUGCCAAGGGACGCGAGAUAUACGAUCAAAUUGAAAAGGAACUGGCAGGAAUUGAAGUUGGCAUUUUGGUUAAUAAUGUGGGCAUGAUGUACGAGCACCCCGAGACCCUGGACUUGGUGCCGGAGGAUCUGCUGUGGGACCUGCUCACCGUCAACAUGGGAUCGGUUACAAUGCUCACUCGCAAGAUCCUGCCCCAGAUGAUUGGUCGCCGCAAGGGAGCCAUUGUCAACCUGGGAUCCUCCUCGGAACUGCAGCCCCUGCCCAACAUGACCGUCUAUGCGGCCAGCAAGAAGUUCGUCACCUACUUUUCCAAGGGCCUGGAGGCGGAGCUGGCCGAGCACAAUAUCCAUGUGCAGCUGGUGAUGCCCAACUUUGUGGUGACGAAGAUGAAUGCCUACGCCGAUCGGGUGAUGGCGGGAGGUCUGUUCUUCCCCAACGCCUACACAUUUGCCCGCUCCGCCGUCUUUACACUGGGAAAAACGAGCGAGACGAACGGUUUCUGGACUCAUGGCAUUCAGUAUGCCUUCAUGAAGUUGGCUCCCCUGCCGAUACGCACAUUUAUGGGACAUCAGCUCUUCAAGCGCCUGAGAAUCGAGGCCCUCGAGCAAAAGCAAAAGAAACUGAAGCUUUUAUAACUUGUUACGCUAAGUUAGGAGUCAUGUAAAUAUUUGGUUCUUAGUCUUAAAGCUUAAACUUUUAACUAGAAAAACAAAUUUGUAUACAAAGCCAUGAAAAAAUAAAAAUAUAAAACAAAAGAUAAA